UUAUAAUGAUUUUAAUGAUUGUAAGGAUGGUAAUCAACAUUAAAUUGUUUAUCUCAGUCCCUCGUCUUUUACACUAUUUUUGAGUGUAAAAACUGUUCCUAGUAACGACUUGAACAAUUUAUUUUCGUUCGGGAAUAGCCUAUAAAGUAUUGCAAGAUAAAGUUCUUCAUGAUUUUCCUGCCAUCAAGUAACCGUUUAUCAUAGCCGUUAUCCUUCCAUAUUGCGCCACAAAUCGAAAGGGCGCGAACACGUAUCUCAAAGAUUUUUUUUGUUCCUUUGUCCGCGUAUAAAGGGCGGCGAAAAUGAUGCUGUAGUUUGUUGCUUCCUCCCCAUUUAUGGUAUAAACGCAAAUUUACGAUAUGGGGUGCGUUGGUUUCUCGUGCGAUCUGAAUAGGGACGAGGAGACGUAGAAGAGGCAGAGAAGUCGAGAUAGAAUGAGAGACUGGAGUGAGGAAAUCCAGGGUAUGCGGACACGCAGCGAGGGUACAGACAUAUUAACGAUGUCCCAGAUUUCCUUAUCGAACGUAAAUGAUAAGUUGUUAUCUGAAGUGCAGGCUAACGCGACGAAUCUUCUUUAAGAAGGGAAAACUCUGCGGACAUUGACAUCCAUAUUUCAUAAAGGUGCUGCACAUAUAACUAAAACUAAAUGUGAUAAAGCAAACCAGAGCAAAGAUUAGUUCUUGCUAUGAUAUCACACAUUGGCAGAACGGAAAGUUAAAUUGAUUUUAUAUUUUUUUUAGACAUGAAAGAUUCUGUAUAAAGCAUUAUCGCCAGUUUUCGCCGGAAAAAAAAUCAACGAAUUGCAAAUGCAAACAACAUUAUGAUGGCUUAGGCUUAGAUACACGCUCUACUGCUAUGUCGAUAAACGUAGAAUAUACUUAGUGUAAAUUUUGCAGUCUGUUACAAAUGGUGAAGUCUUUCGGGUCACCUUACCUAACAUAAGGUCUGGGGAACUCUGUGAAUAUGUUAUAUGGUGUACUAGGAAAUAUGCAUGUAAUGUAAUUUUACGACCGGCAGUCAUGCUGGAUGGUGAGAAAGGACUAAACUGACGUAUCUGCUCUAUUACAGUACCCUUGUAUGGUUCCCACGAGACAAACUAGACAGUGAUAGCGGCGGACAGGAUUGGAACUCAGAUUUAUUGGCUUACUUGAUGGUACGAUCAAUAGAUUAAAACAGGAAACCCUUAAACAUUUCAUGGCUGAUUGUAAUGUAAUAUAGUUUAUCAGAGAACACAAGGAGUUAUGUGGUUACUGUAUCCAUUCAGAUACACCAGAAGACAUUUUUUUCAUCACAGAUACAGACGCGUUUAAACCAGAAUUGUUAUGAUGUUUUUGCUCUUCCUUAUAAUAUGAGUUAAAUGCACAUUAUUCUUUUCAAGAUUAAAAAGGAAAUUAUGGAUUUGGUGAAAAAAACAUUAGUCGGACUUGCUAUAAUACCCAAGAAAAGAAUCGUCUAAAAUUAGAAGCGCGGGUGUGUCAAUGUGGACUCAGGUUUGAUUUUAGAAAUAUGGUGGUCAUAUUGUUUUUCUUUAUUUCUUAUGAUGUAUAUUUUUACAUGUAUUUAUUUGAGAUAAUGGUACAUUUGCAGUCAUUAAAGUGGUCAACAGAUAUUGCGCAGUGCUAGAGUUGUUUUAGUAUCCAGUCCAUGUAGAAGUGAAAAAUUUCAUAGUCUCAUUGUUUAGCCGAGACUCUUUAGUCCUUGUUCUCAUCCUGGUUGAAUCGUAAUUGUUAAAAUUCAUCGAUCGCAGCGUUUCUGCCUAACGAGGGAGUUCCUUGCUACUGCCCGUUGGUUAUCAGGAAUGAGGCGGUUAUCUCAAGUGGUAGCCGGUCAGGCGGUUCGGGGUGGGGGGAGGUUACACGUGACCCAUAACAAAUAGAUUGUGGAGUAUACCCACUGCCCUUCCCCGUGCGCCGGGGAUGAGGUGCCAGAUAUUGAUAAUGACGCCUGGUGCACACUAAAUGGAAGUACUCAAUGUCUGUCUGCUCCAUGGCAGUUCGUACGAGAUUGCGACGAUAGGCUAGUAUAGUACACGUGCCCGAGUCCACAGGCCGUAUUUCUUCUGUCGUGCCAGUGUGAAGAACAAAACAUAAUAUCUUCAGACUGUUUAAAGAACAGGAAAGUUGGACAACUAGCAUUGAAAAACGUUCGGCAACGACUGUGCUGAAAGUACCGGGGUAGCCCUUCGUGCUCCUCCAACGUACGAGUGACGUUAGAACUAGUCCACAGCGCAGACAGCUCACUCGAAAGAGCGUAGACGAACCUGCAGCUCACCGUCGCGCACACGCAGCCUCAGAACACAGCGCAGGUUUAGCUCGCAGCCCUAGUCACAGGGACAGCGGGAGAGCAUGUGUCUGGAAACAGUGGGCGUGUGGCUGCGGUCGUGGGUGGUGCAGGCCAAGGCGAGGUUUCGUUACCGCAUCGACAAGGCUCACGCGGCCAGGGCCAGGAAGCGCUGGAUCAAGCGCCAGAAGUCGGUGAUAAGGGCCAAUUAUCAGCAGGAUUGUCACAGCGAUCCUCUGGACCACCUGGGGCACCAUCCCUACAAGCCCACUACCUAUGUGUCCGACAGCGAGGACGAGGAGUGUAGGCUCACCUACAACUCGGAUCAGGGCGUCGGGGUGCUGUCGCCGCAGCGGCUGAGUCAGCGCCUGAACGAGAACGCGCUGGCCCGGGAGGCGGUGGGCGAGAGCGACGCGGAGCUGGCUCAGUAUCUCAAGGACGAGCGAAUCGCCCUCUUCCUCCAGAAUGACGAGUUCAUCAACGAGUUAAGGACCAACCGGGAAUUCAUGACGGCGCUGCAAGAAGAUUAUCAGUCGGAAGCAGCAGACGAUGAGGAAGUGGAUGGAACAGAGGUCAAGGGGCAGUUAGCACAUCUUGAUGAUGCUACGCUCAGAGAGAGAAUUGCCACAAUGGGUAAAGCCUCAAGGAAAAAAUUUGCACAGAUUGCUAAGGUAUUUUCACGACGUAAGCGCAGUGGAGGGAGAAGUCUCCUCCCCAGCACAGGGAGGGAACAGCUCCUUAUAUCAGCUGAUCCUCUCAUUGAAGACGAUGAUGAUGACAGGCAAUUGCAGCAAGUGGAGGGAAAUAUGGCAGCUUCCCCAAGACACCUUCGGUAGAGGUAUGUAAAGGAUACCUGUGAUGCAGUUACAGGACCACAACCUCAGCAUGGAAAAUCAUCUUGUGCUUAAGAUGUGACAUUGCUGUGGGUUCUGAACAACUGGCAGCGAUCAAUUUUGGAGAAAAGGAUGAGCGUGUUUGGGUUGGGCUUUCAGAGGGACUCCACUCAAGGCAUAAUAGUGUACCUCUUGAAAGUUUACUUAUAAUAUGAUUGUUUUUUCACUUUGAGAAGCAUGUUGAUUGUUUUCUGAAUGUUGUAUUGUGAUGCAGUGAAACCAAAGCAUUUUUAAUCUGAGUUAUACCUUAUUAGUAAGUUAGUUUCAUUAUCAGUUACACUUCAAGUAUGAGGAACACGUCUUUUCUUUUCAGUGUUACAAUAUAAUCAGGGCAUUUAUCAUAACACUUGGUUGUACUUUAUGUAGUCAUGUCUGUGACAGAAGUAUGAAUUACAGGUGAAAGUCUGAAUAUGAAUAUUUUCAUUGAAUGUUCAUAUGAAACUUUAGUCAGAAUAGAUAUCUAAUCUUUCACCUCGGUUAUCAAGAGUUCUCAGUAUACCCAAGUUCUCUUUUCCCUGUGGGAAUGAAAUAUGAAAGUGUUAAUGACAUUUUAAAUAGAGACAUGGAAAUUGUAUUUUUUAAUAAGAUGAUGUGAAACAAGGCAUGAGCGAUACUUUUUUUGUAUAAUUGAAGAGAAUUUUAUAAGGAUAUUAACUGGCAGUUUAAUAGCAGAUUGGUAAAGUUUAUGUUGUAAUAUAUAUCAAAAAGGAAAAUGUAUAAAUUAUAUUUCUAGUAUAUUGCAUAUAGGUAAGUUGAGACAGUGUUUCCCAUGAUUGGAGUAAUCAUUGCUUAUAGAAUGAGCAACAAGCCAGAAAUGGAGAAAGGAGUUGCGCUUAGGUAGAUGGUUACAAGGAAAGGAUUAUUAGCUAGCUUGUAAUAGCCAGGCAGUUUAUGCUCUUAUACCAUUAUUUCUGUAUGGUAGAACUUAAAGCCUUUGUUGGCCAUGGUUACCACAGGAAGAUACAAGUCAAGAUUUUUUCCUUUUCUGUGUGCAAAUGUCUGUGCUACUGGUGAGUCACAAUGUUAUGGUCAUAUGACGUGUGAUAUAGAUUAUACUCAGUGCCAAGACUAGUGGAUAAUGAUUUUAUGAUAAGUAUAAACCCUUUUCUUUUAAGUGAAAAGCCUGUUAUCACUGAUGCUACUAUACUGCAGGACAAUAACCCUUUAUUUUUUAUCCAUCAACUGAUAAAAUCUUUCAGUUUUCUUAAUGAAAUUUAAUGAUGUUAGAUACUUUUGUUUAUUUUAUUGAACAUUAAGUAGAAUUGAUUAAUCAAACCUUUGCAUAUGUCUUUGACAUAACAGACUAAUUAUUAAACUAAAGCUGUAGAAUUAUAAUUUUGAGAAUUAUACUGUGAUAUGCAAAGGAGAUUGAAACAGAUAGACUGAUAUGGUGAUGAAGGUCAGUUUCUUUUUCCACUGUCUGUUUGUUUGUCAGUUAGGUGGACAAUACUAAAAUAUUUGUAAGUAUGAGAAGGAUAUGCUCUCAUAUAAAAUAUUUUUCAUGUUGGGAAAACCUAAGUUGCAGAUUGUUUUCAGAGGCAGACUGUGAUUUAGGAUUUUUAUGAAAGAAAUUUAAACCAUCCCUUUUUUCAUCCCUUCAUACAGCUCUUUAUAAGUUAAUAACUGAGAGUAUCACUAAUCUGUUAGUCACUUUUAUUACUGAUAUUGCAUAAACAUGUGUGAAAUUAUAUUAAUUGUAUUUCAAUGCAUAAUUAUAUGUUAUAGAUAUAUUCAGUUUGAAAUGAGAAAAGGCACAUGAGUUAUUUCACAGCCUAAUGGAUUUCAGCCAGUAUUAUUCAGAACUCUUAAAGAUAACAUUUAAUUGUUAUGUUCCAAUUUUCAUUCAUAACCUCAUGAAGAGUGUGUGUGUGUGUGUGUGUGUGUGUGUGUGUGUGUGUGUGUGUGUGUGUGUGUGUGUGUGUGUGUGUGUGUGUGUGUGUGUGUGUG
Penaeus chinensis is the source of this 5120-nucleotide messenger RNA. RefSeq names its product CUE domain-containing protein 1-like. The transcript is spliced from 6 exons. Lineage: Eukaryota; Metazoa; Arthropoda; Malacostraca; Decapoda; Penaeidae. Gene Ontology annotation, molecular function: ubiquitin binding. Bases 2346 to 3116 code for a protein of 256 amino acids. The record is from RefSeq and is a predicted model, not a curated record.